AUGUGUUAUGUUAUCACAUGUUCAAGAUGUGAAAAGAAGACUUGGGCAGGAUGUGGUCAACAUGCUAAACGAGUAAUGGAAACCGUACCAAAAGAAGACCGCUGCCAGUGUUGUCCAUCACAAUUUACACAAGUAGUCGCACAACCCAAAACAACAUAUACUCAAGGAGAUCACCCCAUUCGAUCAUUAAAAAAAACGUUAGACAUUCUGUGUAUUUUGUCUAAUUGUACGAGAAGAGAUAAAAUCUGAAGUUUUCGCUGUUGUUGAAAGAACACCGAGGCAUGUACAUUGAUAUAAAAUCAACUCGUUAGUGCGGUCUGAAAGGCUUAGAUCUCCAAGUUAGAUUAUUCUGUCCCGGUAGAAUUUCACCGCAAACGACAUAAUCCGACAACCAUAACUUCUAGGAAUCUGGAAAAUGAAUAGUAUGACUUUAGUACUAGUCAGAGAUGUCUCGCCAUGUUCAACUGAAAAUCGAACAACUAGAUCAACUGUAAACAAACUCAAACACCAAUUAGCAGUGGCCCCUUACUAGAACUAACGUUUCUAACUUAAUUCUAAAAUUAAAACACAAUAAU
This is a messenger RNA of Didymodactylos carnosus, 575 nucleotides long. Lineage: Eukaryota; Metazoa; Rotifera; Eurotatoria; Philodinida; Philodinidae. The record is from the annotation of a GenBank genome assembly.